GCGCACCGGAUGAGCUGCAAACCGGAGAUGAACGCAACACGUUGCUGAAUGAGAGAGAGAGAGAGAGAGAGACAGAGAGAGAGACAGAGAGAGAGAGAGAGAGAGAGACAGAGAGAGAGGAGAGAGAGACAGAGAGAGAGAGACAGAGAGAGAGAGAGAAACGCAGGCAACAGUCUGUACGCCAGAGCGACGAAGGUAAACGCGGACGCUUUGGCCAUCGAUUCACGACCGAUAGAUGAACACGAUCACGUGGACGUUUAUUACAAAGUACAGCUUCAUUUAAAGACGCGAUGACCCGAUUCCACUAGUUCAGUGCGUGUCGAGGACGCAUCCACCGGUUGCGCGCAGAGACGCAGCGGCCGAGAGCGCGGCAGACAGGCGGGAGGAGAGUGCGCACGCACGGGCACGCACGAGCGCGGUUACCCCCCUUUAAACAUGGCUGAUGGUCGGCGCAGGGCGCUGCCGCGAUCUCCAGAAACGCGCCCGAUGCUGCCCACUGAAGAGGAUCAAGCGCGUGAUGGUGAUGAGAAGCGCCUCUCCACGAUAAUGACCAACUUCAUCCACGAUUCAAAAGCGGGUCCGUCCUCGGUGCGGAAGAUGGACGUGAUCAUCCCGUACACGUCCGACGUGCCCUGCGACACGAACGGGCAGCGCAUGUGGUGGGCAUUCCUCGCCUCCUCCAUGGUGACUUUCUUCGGGGGUCUUUUCAUCAUUCUGCUGUGGAGAACUCUCAAGUACCUGUGGAGGGUGUGCUGUCACUGCAGGGGUAAACGGAAGGACGUGCAGCGAGUGUGUAAUCCAGCCGUCAUCGGUGAUGGUGGGAUUAAAGGAGGAGGGGAUGCGGUGGUGGCGCCCAGCGAGGUGGGCUGGAUGACCUCGGUGAAGGACUGGGCGGGGGUCAUGAUCUCUGCUCAGACGCUCACUGGACGCGUGCUGGUGGUGCUUGUGUUUGCUCUGAGCAUCGGCGCUCUCGUCAUUUACUUCAUUGACUCUUCUGACCCUAUUGAGUCCUGUCAUGAUUUCGAAAAGAACUACACGUUACAGAUCGACAUGGCCUUCAACGUCUUCUUCCUGUUGUACUUCGGACUGCGUUUCAUCGCAGCCAAUGAUAAGCUGUGGUUUUGGUUGGAGGUGAACUCUGUGGUGGAUUUCUUCACCGUUCCUCCCGUGUUUGUGUCCGUGUAUCUGAACAGGAGCUGGCUGGGCUUGAGGUUUUUACGGGCGCUCAGACUGAUCCAGUUCUCAGAAAUUUUGCAGUUUUUAAAUUUAUUAAAAACAAGCAACUCCAUCAAGUUGGUGAAUUUGUGCUCAAUCUUCAUAAGCACAUGGCUGACAGCGGCAGGCUUCAUACAUCUGGUGGAAAACUCAGGAGAUCCUUGGGAAAACUUCCAAAAUUCCCAGGCACUUUCCUAUUGGGAAUGUGUGUACUUACUCAUGGUAACCAUGUCAACAGUGGGUUACGGCGACGUGUGUGCUAAAACCACCCUCGGACGACUUUUCAUGGUCUUCUUCAUUCUUGGAGGAUUGGCAAUGUUUGCUCGCUACGUGCCUGAAAUCGCUGCUCUCAUCCUUAAUCGGAAGAAAUACGGAGGGAGUUAUAACUCGACCCGAGGACGAAAGCAUAUAGUGGUGUGUGGUCACAUCACACUGGAGAGCGUCUCCAACUUCCUUAAAGACUUCCUCCACAAGGACAGGGACGAUGUCAAUGUAGAAAUUGUUUUUCUUCAUAAUAUCUCACCUAAUCUUGAAUUGGAAGCCUUAUUUAAGAGACACUUCACUCAGGUGGAGUUUUACCAGGGAUCUGUUCUUAACCCACACGACCUCGCUCGGGUCAAGAUCGAGUCGGCUGAUGCCUGUCUGAUCUUAGCUAAUAAGUACUGCGCGGACCCUGAUGCUGAGGACGCCUCCAAUAUCAUGAGGGUGAUAUCCAUCAAAAACUACCAUCCGAAGAUCAGAAUCAUCACACAGAUGCUUCAGUAUCACAAUAAGGCCCAUCUUCUGAACAUCCCGAGCUGGAACUGGAAGGAGGGUGAUGAUGCCAUCUGUCUGGCCGAACUGAAGCUGGGUUUCAUCGCUCAGAGCUGUCUGGCUCAGGGUCUGUCCACCAUGCUGGCCAACCUCUUCUCCAUGAGGUCCUACAUCAAGAUUGAAGAGGACACGUGGCAGAAGUAUUAUUUAGAGGGAGUGGCCAAUGAAAUGUACACAGAGUAUCUGUCCAGUGCCUUCGUGGGUAUGUCUUUCCCCACCGUUUGCGAACUCUGUUACGUGAAACUCAAACUCCUGCUGAUCGCCAUCGAAUAUAAAUCAGACCAGAGAGAGAGCAGCACGCUGAUUAACCCGGGCAAUCAUGUGAAGAUGCAGGAGGGCACGCUGGGAUUCUUCAUCGCCAGUGAUGCCAAAGAAGUCAAGAGGGCACUUUUCUACUGUAAAGCCUGUCACGAUGACAUCACGGACCCAAAACGGAUCAAGAAGUGUGGAUGUAAACGCUCUAAAAGUAACUAUAACGGAUACAUCAAAUCAAUAGUGGAGGAAGAACACUCGACUCUGUCACCCAAGAAGAAACAGCGUAACGGAGGCAUGAGGAACUCUCCCACCUGCUCGCCCAAAACCAUCAGGCACGACCCUCUGCUCGUCACAGGACACGAUCAGAUGGAAACGAUGGAUGAGAAUAUAAAGAAAUACGAUUCGACUGGAAUGUUCCACUGGGCUCCAUCAAAAGACAUAGAGAGGGUCGUUCUGACCAGAAGCGAGGCGGCCAUGACGGUUCUGAGCGGUCAUGUGGUUGUGUGUAUCUUCGGGGAUGUGAAGUCGGCUCUGAUUGGUCUUCGUAAUCUGGUCAUGCCCCUGAGAGCGAGUAACUUCCACUAUCAUGAGCUAAAGCCCAUCGUGUUUGUGGGGUCUCUGGAGUAUCUGAAGAGGGAGUGGGAGACGCUACACAACUUUCCCAAAGUCUCCAUCUUACCCGGCACUCCACUGAGUCGAGCUGAUCUGAGAGCGGUCAACAUCAACCUGUGUGACAUGUGCGUCAUUCUGUCAGCCAAUCAGAACAACAUCGACGACGUCUCGCUACAGGACAAAGAGUGCAUUCUGGCAUCUCUCAACAUCAAGUCCAUGCUGUUUGAUGACAGCAUCGGUCUGCUGCAGGCAAACUCGCAAGGUUUUACACCUCCGGGGAUGGAUCGCUCGUCUCCAGAGAACAGUCCAGUACACGGACUGGUGCGCCAGGUGUCCACAACCACAGGAGCAAACAUUCCCAUCAUCACAGAGCUCGCCAAAACAGACAAGUUGCUGCCACUGGUUUCUCUGAGCCAGGACAAGAGCAGCGGAAACAACAUCCCAAUGAUAACAGAACUGGUGAACGACUCAAACGUUCAGUUUCUGGACCAGGACGAUGAUGACGAUCCAGACACUGAACUGUACCUCACACAACCCUUCGCCUGCGGGACGGCGUUUGCCGUCAGUGUUCUGGACUCGUUAAUGAGUGCUACGUACUUUAAUGAUAAUAUUCUGACUCUGAUCCGGACGCUGGUUACCGGAGGUGCGACGCCGGAGCUGGAAGGUUUGCUGGCAGAGGAGAACGCCCUGCAGGGGGGUUACAGCACCCCACAAACUCUGGCUAACAGAGACCGCUGUCGGGUCGCUCAGCUGGCGCUCUACGACGGACCCUUCGCAGAUCUCGGGGAUGGUGGAUGUUACGGUGAUUUGUUCUGUAAAGCGUUAAAGACAUACAACAUGUUGUGUUUUGGUAUCUAUCGCUUGAGAGACGCUCACUUGGGAAGCCCCAGUCAGUGUACUAAACGAUAUGUGAUCACAAACCCACCGUAUGCGUUUGAGCUGGUGUCUACUGAUCUCAUCUUCUGCCUGAUGCAGUUCGACCACAACGCCGGCCAUACCCGCAGCAACCUGUCCACUCACUCCACCCACUGCCCGAGUAAAAAGAGCCCGUCCACCCACUCCAUCCCUCUCUCUGCCCGGCCGGGUCGCAGCCGCAGUCGAGACAAACAGAAUGCGACCAGGACGAAUCGAAGCGUGUCAGAGAAAAACUGGUACACAGACGAAUGUGAAAACACCUUCAGAACCCCGCAAAUCAAACACACCAACACACAGUCAGCCAAUCAGGUGAAUCAAUACAAAUCCACCAGCAACAUCAUCCAGCCAAUCAGAGAAGUGGAGGAGGAGCCAUGAUCAUGACGACAGUACAAGUAUCUUCACUGCUUUUACUUUAAGACAUCUUGACGCUGGUGAAGAACACAAUUGGAUUUGCAACAGAAUCAGAUUAUUUUAGUUAUUUCUUUUUUCAUACCAAAGACCGUCAGUAACCGUAACACACAUGUUGAAUGCCACGAGUCGCGUAGAGUGGGCGCAGGUCCUCCCUCAGGCCUAAAAAAACAGAACCCAACCUGUCCAAAGCCCAUCCAAAUGAUGGACACAAACAGUCCAAAUAUCAACUAGAUUAAACGGCAGCUUUUCUGUGUUCUCAUACCAAUGAUUUAUGCAUCAUAGCAAUAAGAAAUGCAGUUUUAAAAUACAUUUGCUUUGAUGUUUGUGCAUUUGACUUUGCCGUUUAUCUGAACGUUGACUGCUGAGAUUGAACUAGUUUCGAGAACGAACAAAAUUGUAAAAACAAUUGUCUGUUGUUUUCCUUGAAAUAACGAAGGUGCCAUCAAACUGACGGUCCUUAAAAAGUCACGUUGGAAAUGAGAGUCGUUUUGAUGUCACUACACAUUUAAGAGAACGUUGAAAGUAACAUAUUGCAACAAAAUGUAGACUUUGCUUUUGAAUGAUGUCUGAAAGAAAUCUGCUUGUGGAUGUCUAUUUUAUAAGUGCCUCAAUCAAACGUUACAUACAUAGAGAAUGAUUUCUUUGAUUAACUUUAGCCUUAACUUCAGGCAGACCAGUGCACAAACUGGCAUGUCCGGUUUUUGUAAAAUACUGCCACUAACCAAACCUUUGCAUGUGUUUCCCUCGCAAGAAAAGAUGUUUAACCAAGUGUGCUACGUUUAAUAUACUUAGAAAUAUACUUAAAUAUUCAGAAAUUACACUUGACUUAUAUUUUUACUCUUAUUUUACUCAAAUCUUUUUACGGAGAUAUACUAUCUAAAGUACACUUAAAUAUAAAUUGAGGUAUAAAAAUUAAUACCUAAAUAGGAACAUAGUAGUAUAUUUAGUGCUACAAUUUUCUGAACUAGUAUCACAAUACCUAAAAGUAUAAUUUUGAAAACUAAAGGUGAACUAAUUUAGUACCCAGUAGUAGGCUAGUAAGAAUAGUACACUUCCAAGUAUACUGCUAAUACAUUGGCUAAUACAGCUUGUAUAUUUCAAAGUUUAAUUAAAAAUAAUAAAUUUAACUAAACAAAAUGAACUUGAAGUACACUUGUUUUUUUAUAAGGAUUGUGACUGGAAAACAAACACCAGCGCAACGGCACCAGUAUAAGAUGAAUGUUAUUAUAGUUCAUAGAUGUUUCCACACAGCUUGUAAAGUGCAAUGCAAGACAUUCCAGAUGUUGUAAUGUUCCGUAUGAUUUGCAUUAUUUUAUAAGCGCAUUUAUUUCACCCUGAUUUCAAUUAAAUGAAGUUUUAAUAUCAAAGCGUUUUUAAUCCGUUUAUAUCGGAUUGUGAUUCUGUCUUCACUUUUUCAGUCAUUCCAGUGUUUCAUAAAAGAUGCUGAAGUCCAAUCAGAUCAUAGACGUGCUUUAUUUGCUUCACAUAAGCCUUAACAGAGCUGAUCUGAGAUCAGUCGGGGACUUGAGGGAGGACCUGCAAAGACCCACUCCAGCGAAAAGUGGCCCAAAAAAAAUCUACGUUUAACAGCUGAAUGACUGAAAAGUGAACAUGGAAAAUGCAACUUGUGUUAUAGUGAGCCAUUCACGAGAGGUACAGAAAAUAUAUCAUUUAAAAGAAAAAAUGUCUUAAGCUUUUAAAAGUAAAACCAUUUUUGUGUGGAUCACGUGUUUAAGAUGAUGGGGAAAUUAUUGGGAAGUUGAACUUGUGUGUUGCUGUAUCUACCAUGUAACUACAGAAACGGUAACGUAGAAAUUAAUGCAAUAUAUUAAACUGUACAAAAGGCUGUAAAUAAAAUGUACAUGAUUUUAUUUUGUAUUUUCGCAGAAUAAAUAUGAAUGUAUCA
Messenger RNA from Triplophysa dalaica, 6127 nucleotides. Its product is annotated as calcium-activated potassium channel subunit alpha-1-like. Lineage: Eukaryota; Metazoa; Chordata; Actinopteri; Cypriniformes; Nemacheilidae. Gene Ontology annotation, biological process: transmembrane transport; potassium ion transport. The record is from RefSeq and is a predicted model, not a curated record. Gene Ontology annotation, molecular function: large conductance calcium-activated potassium channel activity. Gene Ontology annotation, cellular component: postsynaptic membrane.